Theobroma cacao (cacao) is the source of this 4485-nucleotide messenger RNA. RefSeq names its product hexose carrier protein HEX6. The record is from RefSeq and is a predicted model, not a curated record. Gene Ontology annotation, molecular function: monosaccharide transmembrane transporter activity. Gene Ontology annotation, biological process: monosaccharide transmembrane transport. NCBI's taxonomy places the organism in Eukaryota, Viridiplantae, Streptophyta, Magnoliopsida, Malvales, Malvaceae. Gene Ontology annotation, cellular component: membrane.
GUCCGUAUUUGCUUUGCAUGCAAGGCGGGGUGAUUGUGCGGUAAAGCUGGAAGUCAGAGCUUCAGGACGGACAGACAAAACAUUAUCGAUUAAACAGGUCGGAGGUACAACUGUUGCUGGUCAACACCCAGAGAGUCAAAAUUCUGCUAACCAAAGCUUUUGCAAAGGAGUAACAAAAUGAACGAGUGCCAUCCAAUAAUUGAGGGAUUCUUCCUGGAGGUUUCUCUUUGCCUUUUCGAUAGAGCAAGCAAGAUGUAUAAGUUUUUUUAUGCCUGAUUCCGUAAUUUAUAAUUUAUCAUGUACUGACAGUGAAGUCCACAUGGCUCCAAAGUUUCUAGGAUCCAGUUCAAAGUUCAAACCUCACAUGCUCCAGCAAAAUACAAAUAACAACUUUGAAACAUACUCUUCUCUCCCAAGCACAGCUGUGGGUGAAGCCAUGGCAGUUGCUUUAGCAAUUACAGAUGAAGGUGGGCAAUACAAUGGUAGGAUGACCUUGUUCGUUGUGCUGUCAUGUAUGAUGGCCGCCAUGGGAGGAGUCAUCUUUGGCUAUGAUAUUGGAAUUUCAGGUGGAGUGACAUCUAUGGAGCCCUUUCUCAAGAAGUUCUUCCCGGACGUAUAUAGAAAGAUGAAGGAAGACGCCAAAAUCAGCAACUAUUGCAAAUUUGAUAGCCAACUGUUAACCUCAUUUACCUCUUCACUAUACGUAGCUGGACUUUUCGCUACUUUCUUAGCCUCAUCAGUUACAAAAGCUUUUGGUCGCAAGCCAUCAAUCCUGGCAGGAGGUGCUGCAUUCCUUGCUGGUUCAGCCCUUGGUGGUGCAGCUCUCAACGUUUACAUGCUCAUAUUUGGUCGUAUCUUGCUUGGGAUCGGGGUUGGAUUUGCAAACCAGUCAGUCCCUCUGUAUCUCUCCGAAAUGGCACCACCUAGGUACAGGGGAGCAAUCAACAAUGGCUUCCAGUUCAGUAUUGGCAUAGGAGCACUGGUUGCCAACCUUAUUAAUUUUGGCACCGAAAAGAUCGAAGGUGGUUGGGGCUGGCGUAUUUCCUUAGCUAUGGCAGCAGUUCCAGCCUCAAUCCUAACACUAGGCGCAAUUUUCCUUCCGGAAACACCCAACAGUCUAAUCCAGAAUAGCAGUGAUCAUGACAAGGCUAAAACUUUGCUGCAGCGAAUACGAGGCACCAGCGAUGUCCAAGCAGAACUCGAUGAUCUCAUCAAAGCAAGCUUAGUCGCUAAAAGCAUCAACCAUCCAAUCAAGAAAAUCAUACAAAGAAAGUAUAGGCCUCAACUAGUAAUGGCAAUAGCCAUACCCUUUUUCCAACAAGUGACAGGCAUCAAUGUCAUUGCAUUUUAUGCUCCAAUUCUAUUCAGGACAAUCGGAAUAGGUGAAAGCGCUUCCCUCUUGUCCUCUGUGGUAACCGGGGUUGUGGGAGCAGGUUCUACAUUCAUAUCAAUGCUUAUAGUAGAUAAAUUCGGGCGAAGAGCUUUGUUCAUGGUUGGUGGAAUCCAAAUGUUUGUGUCACAGAUGCUUGUUGGGGGAAUCAUGGCAGCUCAGCUAGGGGAUCAUGGCACUGUGAGCAAAGGGUAUGCUUAUUUAGUUAUAUUCUUGAUAUGUAUAUAUGUUGCUGGGUUUGGAUGGUCUUGGGGUCCAUUGGGAUGGUUGGUUCCAAGUGAAAUCUAUCAGCUAGAGAUUCGAUCAGCCGGGCAAAGUAUUACGGUGGCAGUAAGCUUUGUGUUCACUUUCGUUGUUGCACAAACUUUCCUAAGCAUGCUUUGCCACUUCAAGGCAGGGAUUUUCUUCUUUUUUGGCGGAUGGGUGGUGGUGAUGACUGCAUUUGUGUACUUUUUGUUGCCAGAGACUAAGAAUGUGCCAAUUGAACAGAUGGAAAAAGUGUGGAAGGAGCAUUGGUUUUGGAAAAGAAUUUUGGGGGAAGAGGAUGAUGAGAUUAAGAUUCAUCAUUGAAUUUAACGAGUUUUCGAUCUAAUUGUCUCGCAAGAAGAACAUAGAAAACAAGUUUGACUAGCAAACUAUAGUUCUUUAGACAACUUUUAAAUUUGUAAUUCAAAUCUUAGAAGCAAGAAUCUCAAUUUCUCAGUUCUAUAAUUUAGGAUCCCACAACUUUAAUGUUUAUUAGAAAAGUCACUGUGCAUGUAAUUGCCCCGGUCCAUAGCCAAUUGUAGCGGUCAAUUCCUCUCCGACACACUCUCUCUCCCCCCUCUCUCGAAAUCUGAGCCAUGGUUUUUGGCGCGGGGUUUUUAGGGUUUAAAUAGUGCAAAAACUUGAGGGACAUUUUAGAGACAAUUUUGCAGAGGAAGAAUAGCCAGCCAUGGCAGCCGCCUCUGAUAGUGAUAAUCCACAAUUGGAAUUACAUUUAGUAUAAACGGGAAACAAACUCAUGCACCCUCCUUCUUUAUCUGCCGAUCACCUCCUCCCUCUGCUCCACUGUUUCCCUGCACAAAUAAGCAAGUUGAGAAUUGUCUUUCGACGGUGGAGCAAUUGCCGAGCAAAUCAAUGCAAAAUGCCCUUUCCGUAUUAAUGAAGGCAUUGGCUGCAAACCCCCUUUUCAGGAAUUCAAAUGAGGAUGUCAAAGUUGCAGGUUCUUUUCGCAUCACCGAAUUAACCCGAAUAACUGCAACAGGUGCUCCUUGUGACGAUAAUCAAAUGAAGGUGCCUUAAUUCCAUGAAUUCGUUUUCGAUGCUUUGCCAAAUUUCAGUCGGCCAUUUGUAAUCCAUGUUCUCUUUACAUGAUGUGUGUGUUCAUAUUAAUGUGUGUUUAGGAGGUAUUGAAACUGAUUGUAUCAUCAUUGAAAUAUUUGUUUGACAAGUCCAGCCGCUCAUACAUUAAGAGGACCUCGAGUCUUGAAAUUCUUGCCAGGGUCAGGUUAUGUUCAGUGAUGCUGGAUCUUGAUUGUGAUGCAGUCAUCAUUGAAAUGUUCCACAAUUUCUAUAAAGCAGUGAGGGAUUAUCACCUGGAGAAUGUCUUUUCAUGCAUGGAGAUGAUUAUGAUCCAUGUCCUGAAAGAAAGUGAAAACAUCUCUAUGGAGUUACUCUUCCCAAUCUUACUUGUUAUAGUAAUAUGAUUGCUCCUACAUGCCAAGAGGCAUCUGGAGCUGUUGAGCAGAAUGAUGCCACUACUAAUGACCAUAAAGAGGAUAAAGGAAUUCCUAAAGAAGCAGGUUCCACUAAACAAGUUAAUCUUGCAAAUGAUAAAUGUCCGAAGUUGGUUAUUAGUUGUGUUGUUAUUCAGAUCAGGAAUGAUGACUCAUUGGCAGAUUUAAACUGCCCUUAAGGAAGAAAGAGCUGAUAAGCCCAAAAAUGUUGAUACAAUUGUUGUUGAACCAGAUGAUUUGGGAACUGAGAAGGUGGUCAAUUUUGAAUGUAAGUUAGAUACUAAGAACAGAUUGACAAACCUAAUUUGCUAUCUACAGAACCUUUGAAAAAUUUGUAUAUUAAUGAGAAGGAAUUUGAGAAUGUGCCAGACCAUGAUAAGAGCAAGGAUCUCCCUGGUUUGUCACUUGAGCACCUGUCCAUUGAUGGGACUGCAUCCUUGCAGAAUAAAAAAGAGACAGGUAUUUAACCUUCUAAUUUGGAAUCUACAAAACCUUCUGAAAUUUUGUAUAUUUGUCAGAAGGAAGUUGAGACGCUGCCAGACCGUAACAAGGACAGCAAGGAUUGCCCUGGUGCAUCACAUGAGGACCUUCCCAUUUAUGCGGCUGUGCCCUUUCAAAAUAAGAAAGAGAUAGGUAUUGGACUGUCUUUGGAAUCUACAGAACCUUCUGAAAAUUUGUAUGUUUAUGAGAAGGAAGUUGAGACCAUGUCAGACCAUAAGAAGGACAGCAGGGAUGCCCCUGGUUCAUUGCAUGAGGACCUGUCCAAUGAUGGGGCUGUAUACUUGCAAAAUCAUAAAGAGACAAUAUUUUGACCUUCCUCACGUAAAGCAAAGGAGGAUGAACUGACUGACUUCCUCAAUACCUAGAGGGAGUGUCGCUGAUGCUCAGCCCCAGAGGGAGGACAGCAUGAUUAAGGAGAUCAUUCCUGUAGUUGAUGAUGCCUUCAGAAAGGCAUCUGAAGGAACAAGUGAUUCAGAAGCAAAACAAAAUAAAUGCUUGUGGGGAAAAGAUGACUGCUCUGAUUUCAAAGGAGGAUACAACUCAGGCAGAAGUAGUUGAAACUGGGAAAGAAAAUGGCACUGCAACUGCCUCAAAGGCAAGAUCGCUAAAGCUGUCAUUACGGACGUUAAAUGCCAGCAGUAAAAAUGGUGAUUGGUUGUCUUCAAAGAAGCUGGAACUGAAGAAAAUGGUAGCUCAGGAAAAUGUAUUUCUGAGAAGGAUGGAACAAAAUCUUCAACCAGAAAUGACGGCAAUGCACUUUGCCAUUUAGCUGUUUAGUUGAUGUUCUUGAUUGUUGAUUAUGUUUUUCUAGAUUGUUUAAUUAAAGGAAUCGUAUUGAUGUUAUUUAUGAAUUAUUAUGAGCAUUUUAUUUAGUUC